Ziziphus jujuba (common jujube) is the source of this 1289-nucleotide messenger RNA. RefSeq names its product phospholipase A(1) DAD1, chloroplastic-like. The record is from RefSeq and is a predicted model, not a curated record. Gene Ontology annotation, biological process: lipid metabolic process. Gene Ontology annotation, molecular function: glycerophospholipase activity. The transcript has a single exon. The coding region runs from base 147 to 1289 and encodes 380 amino acids. Lineage: Eukaryota; Viridiplantae; Streptophyta; Magnoliopsida; Rosales; Rhamnaceae.
UUGCUUUUGGAGCUGUAACUUCUCCUUCUAAACUUGAUCAUUUCUCCGCCAUUAAAACCGCUGACCACCAUGAAUUAUUCCCCAUAACACAGAACCUCAGCUUCACGACCACCGAGCUCAAUCGUGGCUGCAUUAAUGGAUUGGGGAUGCACCACAUUGGUUCUGCUCCCAUCUCCAUCCGAUCACCACCCAAGCUCGGCAAGCGUUGGAUGCAAUAUCAAGGAAGUGAUAACUGGGAAGGCUUGCUUGACCCUCUCGACGACAAUCUUCGCUCCGAAAUUCUACGCUACGGCCAGUUCGUUGAGGCCGCUUAUCGCUCUUUUGACUUUGACCCCUUCUCACCAACUUAUGCGACGUGUCGUUUUUCGAGAAACUCGCUGCUCCAACAAUCCGGCUUCGGAUCGACAGGGUAUAGGGUCACCAAGAACUUGCGUGCCACGUGUGGGGUCGGAAUGCCACGUUGGAUUGACAGAAUGCCGAGCUGGAUGACGGCGAAAUCCAGCUGGAUUGGUUACGUGGCGGUUUGUCAGGACAAAGAGGAGAUUGCUAGGCUUGGCCGCCGAGAUGUGGUGAUUGCCUUAAGAGGCACCGCUACUUGCUUCGAGUGGCUCGAAAAUCUACGUGCCUCGUUGACCGAUUUGCCCGGUCAUGUGGGACCCAACAGUGAUAGUCCCAUGGUAGAGAGAGGCUUCUACAGCCUCUAUACUUCGAGGACUUCCACGUGUCCUAGUUUACAGGACAUGAUCAGGGAAGAGAUUGCGAGAGUCAUCGAAUCGUACGGUGAUGAGCCACUGAGUUUGACGAUCACGGGUCACAGCCUGGGUGCAGCUCUUGCUAUCCUAAGCGCGUAUGAUAUAACCACUAGCUUCGCGAGUCCGCCUAUGGUGACGGUCAUCUCCUUUGGUGGACCCCGCGUGGGAAACAAAAGCCUGAGACGCCAUCUGGACAAAAGUGGGACCAGGGUACUCCGGAUCGUGAACCCCGACGACCCAAUCACCAAAGUACCAGGUUUCGUGGUCGACGAUGAUGACGUGGAUAGGUUAAGGAACGACGACGCUGCGGGUGGGUUGCCGAGGUGGAUUCAGAAACGCGUGGAGGACACGCAGUGGGUUUAUGCUGACGUGGGACAGGAGCUGAAGCUGCGCAGCAAGGAAUGUGCGUACGGGAACAAGAGGGGUGGUAUUGCAACGUGUCAUGAUCUGAAGACGUACCUUGAUUUGGUAAAAGCUUCCACGUGUCCUUCUAGAUCCACCACAGAGGAGAGGAUGCUCAGUCCAAAUUUUACCUAG